AGGCUCUGUGAGUGCCACACAGUGGGGAGGGGGUGGGGGCCACCAUGUCAUCAUAUCAGAAGGAACUGGAGAAAUACAGAGACAUAGAUGAAGAUGAGAUCCUAAGGACCUUGAGCCCCGAGGAGCUAGAGCAGCUGGACUGCGAGCUACAGGAGAUGGACCCUGAGAACAUGCUCCUGCCAGCUGGACUAAGACAACGUGACCAGACAAAGAAGAGCCCAACGGGGCCACUGGACCGAGAGGCCCUUUUGCAGUACUUGGAGCAACAGGCACUAGAAGUCAAAGAGCGUGAUGACUUGGUGCCCUUCACAGGCGAGAAGAAGGGGAAACCCUAUAUUCAGCCCAAGAGGGAAAUCCCAGCGGAGGAGCAGAUCACCCUGGAGCCUGAGCUGGAGGAGGCACUGGCACAUGCUACAGAUGCUGAAAUGUGUGACAUUGCAGCAAUUCUGGACAUGUACACACUGAUGAGCAACAAGCAAUACUAUGAUGCCCUCUGCAGUGGAGAAAUCUGCAACACUGAAGGCAUUAGUAGUGUGGUACAGCCUGACAAGUAUAAGCCAGUGCCGGAUGAACCCCCAAAUCCCACAAACAUUGAGGAGAUACUAAAGAGGGUCCGAAGCAAUGACAAGGAGCUGGAGGAGGUGAACCUGAAUAAUAUACAGGACAUCCCAAUACCCAUGCUAAGUGAGCUGUGUGAGGCAAUGAAGGCAAAUACCUAUGUGCGGAGCUUCAGUCUGGUAGCCACGAGGAGUGGUGACCCCAUCGCCAAUGCAGUGGCUGACAUGUUGCGUGAGAAUCGUAGCCUCCAGAGCCUAAACAUCGAAUCCAACUUCAUUAGCAGCACAGGACUCAUGGCUGUGCUGAAGGCAGUUCGGGAAAAUGCCACACUCACUGAGCUCCGUGUAGACAAUCAGCGCCAGUGGCCUGGUGAUGCAGUGGAGAUGGAGAUGGCCACCGUGCUAGAGCAGUGUCCCUCUAUUGUCCGCUUUGGCUACCACUUUACGCAGCAGGGGCCACGAGCUCGGGCAGCCCAGGCCAUGACCCGAAACAAUGAACUACGUCGCCAGCAAAAGAAGAGAUAACACUGCAUUUCCCUUUACCAACUAGAGCUGGGAGCACUGGACACUUAAAUCCUCAUCUGUCCUCCUUUCCUGUAAAUAAAAGCCCUUCUAUCCAU
Molecule: messenger RNA, 1177 nt
Organism: Pongo pygmaeus (Bornean orangutan)
Lineage: Eukaryota; Metazoa; Chordata; Mammalia; Primates; Hominidae
Gene: TMOD4
Product: tropomodulin 4
Exons: 9
Coding region: 45-1082 (345 amino acids)
Biological process (GO): pointed-end actin filament capping; muscle contraction; actin filament organization
Cellular component (GO): myofibril; striated muscle thin filament; cytoskeleton
Molecular function (GO): tropomyosin binding
Source: RefSeq, a predicted model, not a curated record